AUGGGAUUCCAGUUACUCCUCUUUGGGCUGCCUGCCCUUGGGAUCUAUGCACUGACAUCCCACUGCCUGAGGAAGAAGCCACAUCUGCUCCACAAGCCACGCAGGUUCCCUGUUCGAUGCCGGCACGUCUCCCACCGGGGCGGUGCUGGAGAAGAGAUUGAGAACACUUUAGGAGCCUUUAGCCACGCACUGACCCAGAGGACAAACCUCUUGGAGCUUGACUGCCACUUGACAAGAGAUGGGGUUGUGGUUGUGUCCCAUGACAACAACCUGGAACGCCAGACAGGGCAUAACAUCAAGAUCAGCGAGACAGACUAUAAGGAUCUGCCACCCUAUAAGGAUUCUCUGGAGGUGACCUUUUCCCCAGGAUCCUACUCCCAUGGCAAAGACCACCGGAUUCCACGCUUGGAGGAGGUUUUCCAGAAAUUCCCUGGAGUACCCAUCAAUCUAGAAAUCAAAGAGGAUAGCGACGAACUCAUACGAAAGGUGGCAGAUCUUGUCCGAGAAUACAGUCGCUCCCACAUCACCAUCUGGGCCUCCUUUGAAGGGAAAGUACUCAAGAAAUGCUGCGCAGCUAACACAGAGAUGCCCUACAUCUUCUCCAUUAAACGUGGCAUCAUGAUCCUUCUCCUGUACUACAUAGGGCUCCUGCCAUUUGUGCCGCUGAAAGAAACCUUCCUUGAAUUUCCAUUGCCCUCCAUUAUGAACAGGACAUAUUUUCCAGUAAAAAAGGGCUGCUUUGGAGCACUGCUGGCUAAAUUUACCCACAAGGUGACCAUGCGGAGAAAGCUUUUCAAGCAUCUGGAAGACAGAGGGAUACAGGUUCUUCUUUGGGUCUUGAAUGAGGAUAAGUAUUUUGAGGAAGCCUUUAGCUAUGGAGUCUCCGGAGUCAUGACCGAUUAUCCCACCCGCCUCCGGAAGUAUCUAGACACUCACCCGCCCCUUCUCAACGAAUGAUCCGCAGUGUGGGAGAAUAGCUCCCAACUAGAAAAUGGAGGUCAGAAGAGAAGGAAAGACAUUUUGUUGGGGGUGGGGGUAAAAUAAGAAACAAAUAAACUUUACU
Messenger RNA from Zootoca vivipara (common lizard), 1063 nucleotides. RefSeq names its product glycerophosphodiester phosphodiesterase domain containing 3 (gene GDPD3). Gene Ontology annotation, molecular function: phosphoric diester hydrolase activity; phosphatidylcholine lysophospholipase A1 activity. The record is from RefSeq and is a predicted model, not a curated record. Gene Ontology annotation, cellular component: endoplasmic reticulum membrane. Gene Ontology annotation, biological process: glycerophospholipid catabolic process. NCBI's taxonomy places the organism in Eukaryota, Metazoa, Chordata, Lepidosauria, Squamata, Lacertidae.